CAGUUAAUCUAGUCUACAAACUUAAGUGUCUAACUACUGUACAUUAUACUGCCAUAUACAAAGCCAAAAUAAAACGGUAUCGUCUAGCGCGCAUAAUGGGACAAGCCGUACGCAUGGUGAGAUACCAUUACAAUGGCGAUACCCAAUAUCCAAUCGAUGUGCUGAACUUUGCAAAUACCAAGUUAGUUUGGAAGACCCUGGAUGACGGUGUCAUGGGAGGGCAAAGUAAUACGUGUCUGUCACACACAUCCGAAAGGCAUUUGUGCUUCGAAGGCGUGAUUAACACAUCGGGCGGUGGGUUUGCUUCGGCACGUGCAGUGUUACCCGAACUAUCGGAACAAGCGUUGAACAGCGAUAACGAGAGUACAAAGAUAGACUAUAUAGAUAAACAUAGCAUAAAGAUACGUUGUAAAGGUGAUGGGAAGACAUUUAAACUAAUUAUGUCCGCAGGCAACGCUGGUGGACCUUUCGCCCGCAAUCCAUCGUGGCAGGCUGACAUUACCACAAAUAGGGUCAUUGAGCAUGACGACGAAAAUUCAGUAAACAAACCUACUGCAAUGCUUACUACUUUAGACGGAAGGUCGAUCACGAGAGACGGAGAUAUUACCGAUGAGAAUAUUGGCGAUAAAGUUGUAGAUACUAAUACCGAUGAAGACGAUUGGGAUGAACAAAUGAUCCCAUUUACUGCAUUUAUGCCCACAUGGGGGGGGAAGCCAAGUAGUAGACCACCUGCAGAAGAAAAGACGAAGCACACAUUUGAUAUUAUGCAAAUGAGGGAGAUUGGCAUUAUGUUGUCGUUGAAGUUAUCGGAUGGAAGCCCCAACCCGAAAGAAACUUUUGGGGAAGGGGUGUUUCCUUUUUCACACAUGUUCAGUCGCUUUCACUAGUGUGAAUUGUUAUUAUGCGAUAUUGUAAGUUAGGAAAAUAUAUAAUCAGUUGAGCAUUUUUACACAGUAUAAAAAUGAAGGAGCAUGUAUACGCUUAUUUAGUUCGCUAAUCAGUGCUGCAUCGCAACAUACGAGAGAAAAACCCCCCAAGUAUAUUUAAAACAAUUGCAGAAUGUAACGAGACAUAUCUUUUAACACUGUGUCUGCUGACGGAUGAGCAAUGUUUUUAUACACCUUGCCACUUUAAUAGCAACCAAUACCUGAUAUUAAAUCCAUAUGAAACCAACUGUGAUUAUCGGUCACAAAAUAUAUUAGACACAAAAAUCGUAUAAGCUCAAACAAUUGUACAAGGUUGAGG
Messenger RNA from Sphaeroforma arctica JP610, 1245 nucleotides. RefSeq lists its product as hypothetical. The record is from RefSeq and is a predicted model, not a curated record. Gene Ontology annotation, biological process: NADH dehydrogenase complex assembly. NCBI's taxonomy places the organism in Eukaryota, Ichthyosporea, Ichthyophonida. The coding region runs from base 96 to 887 and encodes 263 amino acids. The transcript has a single exon.